AUGGCCCUACAAAUUCAUCCCAUAUUCUCCCUUCUCAUUAUUUUUUCCUUGUGUAAUUUUUCCUCAUGUUAUGGAAGAAACGUGCAUUUUUUCCAUAACAAAAUUCAAGAAUAUAAUAAUCAUUUGUCUUACUUUAAUAAUAUGUUCAAUGUAGAUGAUUUUGGAGCUAAGGGAGAUGGAAGCUCCGAUGAUACUCAGGCAUUUAAAAAAGCUUGGAAAAAAGCUUGCGCAACUUCAGGUGCUGUGUUGUUGGUACCAAGCAACAAAAACUAUCUUCUAAAGCCAAUUACUUUCUCAGGCCCAUGCAAUACUGCUUUAACUAUAGAGAUAUCUGGAAGCAUCUUAGCGUCAGCAGAUCAGUCAGAUUAUCAAAAAAAUACAAGGCGUUGGUUAGUUUUUGACGGAAUUGACAAUUUAUCAGUCCAAGGCAAUGGUGUUAUUGACGGUAAUGGCAAGAUAUGGUGGGAAAACUCAUGUAAAAUCAAUAAAAAGAAGCCCUGCAAACAUGCGCCAACAGCUCUAGAAUUUUCUAGAUGCAAAAAUUUGGUAGUGAAGGAGUUGAAUAUCCAAAAUGCGCAGCAAAUGCAUGUAACAUUUAAUAGUUGCAAUUACGUUAAAGCUUCAAGUCUUAAAGUGGCUGCUCCAGGGAAUAGCCCUAAUACUGAUGGCAUACAUAUAACAAACACCCAAAAUAUUGAUGUUACAAACACUUUUAUCGGAACAGGUGAUGAUUGCAUUUCUAUUGAGGAUGGGUCUCAUUCAGUUCGAGCUACAAACAUUACCUGUGGACCUGGCCAUGGUAUCAGUAUUGGAAGCCUGGGUGACAACAAUUCUGAAGCUCAUGUUUCAGAUAUAAUUGUAGAUGGAGCUACACUUUCUAAUACUACUAAUGGACUAAGAAUUAAGACUUGGCAGGGAGGAUCAGGAGUUGCAAGUAACAUCAUAUUCAGAAACAUAAAGUUGUCCAAUGUAGACAACCCCAUAAUUAUAGACCAAAACUACUGCGACCAAGAUGAACCGUGCAAAAAACAGGAAUCUGCGGUACAAGUGAAAGAUGUGGUGUACGAAAACAUAGCAGGAACGAGUUCAUCAGAAAAGGCAGUUAUAUUUAAUUGCAGUGAAAAAUAUCCAUGUGAAGAUAUUACAAUGGAGAAUAUUAAGAUUAAUAGUUGUGAAGGUGACAAAAUUGCUGAAGCUACGUGUAAUAAUGUACAAUUGAACAAGAUGAUUGAUGUUUCUCCUCAAUGCUCAGCUACUUAUUCAAGAUCAUUAUUUUAG
This is a messenger RNA of Amaranthus tricolor (Joseph's coat), 1278 nucleotides long. Its product is annotated as polygalacturonase-like. The record is from RefSeq and is a predicted model, not a curated record. Gene Ontology annotation, molecular function: polygalacturonase activity. The transcript is spliced from 10 exons. Gene Ontology annotation, biological process: pectin catabolic process; fruit dehiscence; anther dehiscence. Lineage: Eukaryota; Viridiplantae; Streptophyta; Magnoliopsida; Caryophyllales; Amaranthaceae. Bases 1 to 1278 code for a protein of 425 amino acids.